Messenger RNA from Pelagomonas calceolata, 1313 nucleotides. The record is from the annotation of a GenBank genome assembly. Lineage: Eukaryota; Pelagophyceae; Pelagomonadales; Pelagomonadaceae.
UGCACUUUUCACGCUACCGUGUAGCAGUGCUCACCCCAGCUGUCGACAAGCGCGGGCUCUAAGCCAAACCGUGCGCGGAGUUUGCAACCACUGGCGUGCGACGUAACCCCGCGCCAGCCUAAGGACACGCAGCCAUGCUCAUCGCUGCAGCGCGCCGCGCCGCGCCCCGAGCUGCACCCUGCUGCAUUGGCACUGUACGCACUGCAACGCGCCGAGCCCACCAGCUCCCGCGCGCCGCGACCACCGCUCCGAGAAGGCCAAAAAUAACGACGCCGAGGCGGUCCUUCCUCGCGCUGCCGCAGGGCGAAGCUUUACCUGUGGUCGGCGGCCUCAUCGGCGCCAAUUGUUUGGUGUAUGGCGCGUGGCAGGUCGUCGACCCGCGCGUGAUGACGCGGCACUUCACGCUGUCGAACGACGACGUCCUCCAAUACCCGCACACGCUCGUCACGAGCUUUUUUAGUCAUGCGAGCGGCUGGCACCUUCUGGGGAACAUGGUGACGUUGUUUUUCUUCGGCCCCGAAGCCAUCGGCGCGCUGGGCGCGGCGCGCUUCCUCGCGGUUUAUGGAGGGGCUGGAUUAGUCGCGAACAGCGCCCAGCUGGCCACAAACGCCUACGCGAAUAUGAGGCGCGACCCGUACUUCCGCACGCGAUCACCUAGAUGCCUAGGGGCGUCGGGCGCCGUGAACGCGGCCGUGGCCUACGGCUGUUUGUUAAAUCCGUGGCGCAUGAUCAUCGUGUUCGCCGAGUUCCUGCCGCUGCGUCGGCGCCCGGCGUCCGUCCUAUUCAGCGUGCGAGCGUCGCGAUGGUCGCGGCGAUGGCGUACUGGUGGGAAUUCUACCUCCACGCCAUCGACUGAGCGCAUAAAUGGCGUAUGAGCUGUCACGCCAUCGCCGCGACGCCAUCGACGCGACGCCAUCGACGCGACUCGUUCCCCGCGCAGCGCUGCCCGCGCUUUUAUAUGGAGGCGCGUUCCUCGCCAAGGACCUCGGCGCUUUGUUCGAUGUACACAUCCCCUACGUGUCGGACCGCGCGCACGGCAUCGCCCACGGCGCGCACGUCGGCGGCACCCUUGUAUGAUAUACGGCGUCCUCGUGUCACAUUGAGAGAGAGAGACGAUGACGAUUAGUACACCUGACGUUGUCCGAGCGCGCCUCUGAGGACAACCCUUACUUCCAGUCUUUGCCGACUUCCUUCCGAGUCUCCCUGCUCUCUUCGUGUCGCGUCGACUGGCGUCUGUGGCGCUUGCUUAUCCUUUCGCGCGCAGGUCGGCGUCGGCGCGUUCUUCCUGAUGGGUCGCCGGGGACAGUUCCGGC